CGUGAUCAACUCAUUAACUAUUACACUUACACGAAUAACAAAUCAUAAACUUGACUUCUAACGGUCGUAAGACGCGCCAAGGCAAUGCCUUUGAAGCUUCUAUUGAACGCUAAGCAUAUUUCUAAAAUCUCUAUCAUUAGACUCUGCGCAACACUACCCACCAAGCAGAUCAAGACUUUCUCUGACAUUUUCCAAGAAUGUUCCUAUCGGCAAGCUCUAAAUCCUGGAAAACAAGCCCAUUCUCGCAUGAUUGUUUCUGGGUUCACUCCAACAAUCUUUGUCACCAAUUGUUUGAUUCAGUUGUACAUAAGAUGUUCUUCUCUGGACUAUGCGCACAAGGUGUUCGAUGAGAGGCCUCAACGGGAUGUUGUUUCGUGGAAUGCCAUGAUUUCUGGGUACGCAGGUUGUGGGGAAAUGGGGAUUGCUCGAGAGUUUUUCGAGCAAAUGCCUGAAAGAGAUAUUGUGUCGUGGAAUUCGAUGAUUUCGGGGUACUUACAGAACUGUGACAAUGGGAAAGCAGUUGAUGUUUUUGUGGAGAUGGGGAAAGCAGGCGGUGCUUUUGAUAGGGCAACUUUGGCAGUGGUUUUGAAACUGUGCGCUGUUUUUGAAGACUGUGAUUUGGGGAUUCAAGUUCAUUGCCUUGCAGUUAAAAUGGGUUUUGAUAGUGAUGUAGUGACUGCGAGUGCCUUACUAGGUAUGUAUGCCAAAUGUAAGAAUUUGGAUGAUUCCCUCUGUACUUUUAAAGAAAUGCCUGAAAAGAAUUCAGUUUCUUGGAGUGCUAUUAUUGCAGGUUGUGUUCAAAACAAUCAGUUUAUUAAGGGCUUCGAACUGUUUAAAGAGAUGCAAGGGGCAGGAAUUGGGGUUAGUCAAUCUAUUUAUGCCAGUGUUCUUAGGUCCUGUGCAGGGUUAUAUGCGUUGAGGUUGGGCACUCAGUUGCAUUGCCAUGCAGUAAAGAACGGCUAUAGACCAGAUGUCAUUGUAUCAACUUCGGCUUUAGAUAUGUACGCAAAAUGUGGCAGUAUUCUGGAUGCUCAAAAGCUAUUUAACUGGAUGCCGAAACAUAAUUUGCAAUCUUAUAAUGCCCUCAUUACUGGGUUAGUCAGAAAUAACCUAGGAAUUGAAGCUAUAGAGUUCUUUAAGCUUCUUCUUAAAUCUGGUAUUGGGUUUGAUCAAAUAAGUUUAUCUGGAGCAUUUAGUGCAUGUGCGGCAAUCAAACGGGGUGUAGAGGGACUUCAAGUACACGGACUGGCGGUUAAGAGUACUUUGAAGUCAAAUGUAUGCGUGGCAAAUGCCAUUUUGGACAUGUAUGGCAAAUGUGGAGGUAUGGUUGAAGCUUUUUGGGUAUUUGAUGAAAUGGAGCAAAGAGAUGCUGUUUCUUGGAAUGCCAUUAUUGCGGCUCAUGAGCAGAAUGGAUAUGAGGGGGAAACACUGUACCUUUUUGCUGCAAUGCUGCUUUCAAGGAUGGAACCUGAUGAGUUCACUUAUGGCAGUGUCUUGAAAGCUUGUGCAAGUCGGGAAGCUUUGAACUCUGGCAUGGAGAUACAUGGUAGAAUAAUAAAAUCUGGAAUGGGGUUGCAUGCAUUUGUCGGAGGUGCACUCGUCGAUAUGUACUGCAAGUGUGGAAUGAUGGAAGAGGCAGAGAAGGUCCAUUGCAGAACAGAACAACAAACUACGGUCUCUUGGAAUGCCAUUGUUUCUGGAUUCUCGCUGCAAAAUCAAAGUGAGAACGGUCUAACAUUUUUUUCUCAGAUGUUGGAAGAGGGUGUAAAGCCAGAUCGCUUCACUUAUGCAGCAGUUCUUGAUUCAUGCGCCAAUUUGGCUACCGCGGAACUUGGGAGGCAAAUCCAUGCUCAUAUUAUCAAGCUAGAAUUACAAUCAGAUGUAUAUAUAUGCAGCACUCUUGUUGAUAUGUACUCGAAGUGUGGAAACAUGCAAGAUUCUCAACUAAUGUUUGAGAAAGCACCUAAGCGGGAUUUCGUGACAUGGAAUGCCCUUAUAUGUGGCUAUGCUCAACAUGGUCUUGGAGAAGAGGCCCUUAAAAUUUUUGAAGCUAUGAAACUUAACAACUUGAAGCCAAACCAUGCAACCUUUGUUUCAGUCCUUCGAGCUUGUGCACAUAUGGGGCUUGUCAAGGAAGGGUUGCAUUAUUUUGAUACAAUGCAAACCGAUUAUGGUUUAGAUCCUCAGCUAGAGCAUUAUUCCUGUCUGGUGGAUAUAAUAGGAAGGUCGGGCCAGAUUGCAAAGGCUUUAAAACUUAUAGAAGAGAUGCCUUUUGAAGCUGAUGCUGUUACAUGGAGAACCCUGCUUAAUAUUUGCAAGCUCCAUGGAAAUGUAGAGGUGGGAGAGAAAGCAGCAAGUUGUAUUUUGCAGUUGGAGCCACAAGACUCUUCUGCUUAUAUUCUUCUGUCAAAUAUUUAUGCUGAUUCAGGCAUGUGGGGGGGAGUUUCAAAAAUGAGGAAGCUAAUGCGGCAUAAUGAGCUCAAAAAGGAGCCAGGUUGCAGCUGGAUUGAGGUAAAAGAUCAGGUACAUGCAUUUCUUGUUGGGGACAAGGCUCAUCCAAGACGCAAAGAGAUUUAUGAGAAGCUUGGUUUGCUCAUUGGUGAGAUGAAGUGGGUGGGAUAUGUACCUAGUGUUGACUUUUUGCUAGAUGAGGAAGCAGAUGAAGAAGAGCAACAAGGAGAUCUCCAAACCUGCAUGCACAAUCUAUAGUUUCGCUUCUAUGAUUGCAAACUUGGGGUUUAGGAUUUCUGGCCUACAUCUUCAUCAUUGCUUUUGUCCCAAACAGAAAGGUUUCACUUCCCUCUGCAAUCAUCUUUGCUUAACUUCCUUAUGUCCUUAGCAAGUGACCUUCCUGCUGUUCGUUUCUUGGUGGGGUUCUAGAGGAGUUUCGGGUUACCUAUAUGAAUUCGUAAAGAAAUACUUUGGAAAUCCACUACAUGGGGUCUUGGCCAACAUAAGAAUUCAUUCUUUGCCGUCCUAACAAAUUGUCUGCAACAAUAAGAGAAUGAGAGUCAGUAUUCUGCAAAGGAUAUUGAGCGAUCUAUGUUGCUUGAGGAUUAGUUGCAUGUUAUCACUGACAUGCUUUCCUUUUCAGGAACAGCUGCAUAAGGAUUUCAUACGGUUUAAAAGUUUGGACGAGAGUAUGUCUCAUGAAAAGGUUGGGCAUGAGGAAUGGCACAAUAUGAGAUUUCAGCCUAACUACAUCGAAGAGUAUACAAGCCCAAAGAAGAAACUGGCUCCAUAAUGACAGCAUUCUGAGCCAAACCAGCUUCGAAUAUCAGCUUCGAAAAUGCACUCCUAGUGCUUGAAUGAGAAACAAAGAAAAGCUUUCCAUCUGGUUGUGCACCCAAAGGACAAAGCGCCUAACAGCCUUACCCCUGUAUGGAGCAAUCAUCACAGUACAAGUCAAGCUAUGCUCUGAGACUGUUCUCACUAUAUUGUGCUCUGAGAAUGUUCUUAGGGGUACACCACUAACUACCCUGGCGGAUUCAGUUUGGGACUUGCACACUUCUUCAUAUCAUGACGUGAAAAGUUGUAACCUAACAUAUUUAUGCGGCUUGUGAGUUGUAUACUUGGUUCUGAAAACAAACAGAUGUGAAGGAAGCUGAAGCUAUAUUGUGCUGCGUAAUGCUCCUUCCAGUGAGGAACCAUGAAUUGCCUGUGCACCCCAUAUUUAUUUUCUCCAGAUGGAAAUUGGGCGAA
Molecule: messenger RNA, 3702 nt
Organism: Tripterygium wilfordii
Lineage: Eukaryota; Viridiplantae; Streptophyta; Magnoliopsida; Celastrales; Celastraceae
Product: pentatricopeptide repeat-containing protein At3g02330, mitochondrial
Exons: 1
Coding region: 85-2709 (874 amino acids)
Biological process (GO): RNA modification
Molecular function (GO): RNA binding; protein binding
Source: RefSeq, a predicted model, not a curated record